UUUACUUAAGUUACUUCUUUCUCUCUCUCCUUUUAAGUUUUUUGGACAUAGACUUCGAGAGAGAGAGAGUGAAUUAGUAGAGACGAGUUUGGUUUAUUGCAAUUACACUUUUUUGGGGUUUUAUCGAGUAGUGAUAAUUAUGAGUGACUUCAAUUCCUAAGUUUUUUUAUUCUUAAAUUUUUUCUGGGUUUUGUUUGUUCGAUUGAUCUCUGUCUCCCACCUUUUAUAAAAAGAGAAAUCUGUUCUUUUGUAAAAGAGAAAAAAAUGAAGAACGAGGAACAAUCAAGAUCUCUGUUUGGAAUCUCUCUGUCUGAUCGACCAACUUGGCAACAGUUUCUCAUUUGUACUUCUGGUUUCUUUUUUGGUUACCUCGUCAACGGAGUUUGCGAGGAAUAUGUUUAUAAUCGCCUUCAAUUUAGCUUUGGUUGGUAUUUCACGUUUAUACAAGGAUUUGUCUACUUGUUCCUCAUCUACCUUCAAGGCUUCACUACUAAGCAUAUCGUUAAUCCCAUGAGAACUUAUGUCAAACUCUCUGCUGUUCUCAUGGGUUCACAUGGAUUAACCAAAGGAUCUUUGGCUUAUCUCAAUUAUCCAGCCCAAAUCAUGUUCAAAUCCACCAAGGUACUGCCGGUGAUGAUAAUGGGGGCGUUUAUACCUGGUCUGCGAAGAAAAUACCCGGUCCAUGAAUACAUUUCAGCGUUCUUGCUUGUUCUUGGUUUGAUCCUAUUCACAUUAGCCGAUGCGCAUAUGUCUCCUAAUUUCAGCAUGAUUGGGAUUAUGAUGAUAUCUGGUGCAUUGGUCAUGGAUGCUUUCUUGGGUAAUUUACAAGAAGCGAUCUUCACAAUGAAUCCCGAGACAACUCAGAUGGAGAUGCUUUUCUGCUCAACGGUUGUUGGAUUACCGUUCUUGUUCGUUCCCAUGGUCUUAACUGGAGAGGUGUUUCGUGCGUGGGCUGCGUGCGCUCAACAUCCGUAUGUGUACGGAGUGCUUGUAUUUGAAGCCAUGGCCACAUUCAUCGGUCAAGUCUCUGUUCUAUCACUCAUUGCCCUCUUUGGAGCCGCCACAACCGCCUUGAUAACAACAGCAAGGAAAGGGGUUACAUUGUUGCUAUCGUAUUUGAUAUUCACAAAGCCGUUAACGGAACAACACGGAUCGGGGUUGUUGUUGAUUGCAAUGGGGAUUGUAUUAAAGAUGGUUCCGAUGGAUGGUAAAGCUCCGACCAAGAUUCCGGCAAAGCCAGCAGUUAGAAUCACUGGAGGGGAUGGUGAUAGAGAAGAGGAUGAAGAGAGGAAGUCAUUGGUUUGAGAAUGUGUCAUGUAUUUAUAUAUAUAUAUAUUCUAUUUCACAAAAUUCAAAGGGGUUUAUAGAAUAAAGUUGAAUGAAGGAAAAACAAAAGGGAGAAAAAGCAAAUAGAGCUAAAGUUUGUCUCAGAGACUUGUUAUUAGAUUCUAAAAGUUGAAUCAUUAAAAAGGAAGUUCCUAAUUUUGGUUA
Molecule: messenger RNA, 1491 nt
Organism: Capsella rubella
Lineage: Eukaryota; Viridiplantae; Streptophyta; Magnoliopsida; Brassicales; Brassicaceae
Product: UDP-galactose/UDP-glucose transporter 2
Exons: 7
Coding region: 265-1305 (346 amino acids)
Biological process (GO): transmembrane transport
Cellular component (GO): endoplasmic reticulum membrane; Golgi membrane
Molecular function (GO): transmembrane transporter activity
Source: RefSeq, a predicted model, not a curated record